AUGAUGUUUCGUACAAGUAGAAUAAAAGAUAUGAGUUCUGGACGGGAGGAGGGAGCGUUGGACUAUGAAUGCGAAGCCCCCGCCUUUAAACUAUCCGGCUUCAAAACAUGCUCUCAGUCCUGUUUCUGUCGCAGAGAACACGCCCUCGUAGCACGCUCCCACUCAAUCAAACCUCCAGAACUUGACCCUCAUCAACUAGGGCUCACCACAAGCGUUCACUCGUCUAUCUAUCUCAACGUCAAAUUCGUCCUUGAUAUAAAUAUACAUGAGGAGGGCAUUUGGGUGCUCAGCCGAGAACCUUUGGUGAGCGAUGAUGUUUUCUGGAUCAAGGUUAUUUAUGGACCGAAAAAGUAUAUAGAGCUCAUCAUCAUCGUCAACUUCAACCCUCUCAAGAUCACACUUUUCCGGGGUGGCAUAGAACAGGUCGUACUGAACGGGCGCGGCUUACUGCACAUGGAGUAUUUCAGAACCAAGGAGGAUUUUGAACUAGCCGAACACAUCCAAGGCACAGGACAAUUAGUUCUCAAAGUCAACCCUGCAGCAUGGUUCGAAGGCAACAGCAAAGAUACCUUCUGGGACGAAACUUUCUCCACAUCGACAGACACAAAACCCAAAGGAGUCGACCGGAAUCUCUCUCCUUCGACAUAA
Messenger RNA from Suillus discolor, 648 nucleotides. RefSeq lists its product as uncharacterized. Bases 1 to 648 code for a protein of 215 amino acids. Lineage: Eukaryota; Fungi; Basidiomycota; Agaricomycetes; Boletales; Suillaceae. The record is from RefSeq and is a predicted model, not a curated record. The transcript has 5 exons.